Molecule: messenger RNA, 1232 nt
Organism: Ictalurus punctatus (channel catfish)
Lineage: Eukaryota; Metazoa; Chordata; Actinopteri; Siluriformes; Ictaluridae
Gene: mettl21a
Product: methyltransferase 21A, HSPA lysine
Exons: 5
Coding region: 480-1136 (218 amino acids)
Biological process (GO): peptidyl-lysine methylation
Cellular component (GO): cytosol; cytoplasm
Molecular function (GO): protein-lysine N-methyltransferase activity
Source: RefSeq, a predicted model, not a curated record
GCGAUGUACGUGAUGCUAGCUAAUUAGCCUUUCGCGGUGUUGGCUGGUUAAUAUCCGCUACACUAGCAACUGUUUAGCUAGUUAAAAUAAGUAAAGCUAGCGCUCUGGGUUACGCAGUCGUCUGUAUUUACGCUUGUAUAUUUCCCGACGGGAGAUUUAUUUAUUUAUUUUAAUUUUAUCGCGCCGGUGUGCUAGCACCAUUCUGGAGUGUGCCGAGUUUGGCCGGUUUCUAAUGCUAGCUAGUCACUUCCUGUUUAUUUCGAACUUUUCAGAAAACAGAUUAUAGACAGUUUAUAAUUCUGCAUACAAUGACAAACCAUAAAUCUCUAGAAAAACUCUGGGAUGAAGUGAACCGAAGUGGAUAUGAAGCCUACAGUGAUUUAACAACACAGAACUAUAAAGCUUUAAAAGGAGGAGCCUAAAAUCUUUCGGCAAACAUUACACCAAAAUAAUCCAAUGGAACAGUCCAAAUCCACAGCAUGGCGUUGGUGCCCUAUGAUGAAAACGUCCUUCCCUCUCUAUCCAAACUCCACUCGUCUUCGGCUGAGUUCCGGUUCGCAGAGCGCCGCAUCCGAUUGGCUCAGGACUGGAGAGGAGGGGGCGUGGCCGCGGUCGUGUGGGACGCGGCGGUGGUGAUGUGUGUGUACCUGGAGCUCGGCCGUGUGGACCUGAAGAACAGAACCGCCAUCGAGCUCGGUGCAGGGACGGGUCUGGUGGGCAUCGUUGCUGCGCUGCUCGGAGCUGAUGUAACGAUCACCGACCGGAGCUCAGCCCUGGAGAUCUUGGAGGCUAACGUGAAGGAGAACGUUCCUCCACAGCUGCAGGGGGCAGUGCGAGUUUCCGAGCUGACGUGGGGAGAAGGAUUAGCGCGCUAUGGUCCCGGCGGCUACGACCUCAUCCUGGGGGCGGACAUCGUCUACCUGGAGGAGACGUUCUCCGAUCUGCUGCGCACCCUGGAACACUUGAGCUCGGAGAACACGGAGGUCCUUCUGGCGUGUCGAAUCCGUUACGAGCGCGACCAGCGCUUCCUGAGCAUGCUGGGAAACCGGUUUUCGGUGCAGGAGGUUUACUACGAUUCACAGAGGGACGUUCACAUCUACAGAGCGGUGAAAACUGACACGAAGGCCGAGCUCUGAGGACCGGACCGGACGUCCUGAUAAACGUCUACGGUUUCAUCAUGGCGCAUGUCGAUAUAAUGAUAUUGAAUGUUAUAAAAAGAUGUUCUUUACUCA